Vidua chalybeata is the source of this 1683-nucleotide messenger RNA. RefSeq names its product mas-related G-protein coupled receptor member A1-like. Gene Ontology annotation, biological process: G protein-coupled receptor signaling pathway. The transcript has 2 exons. The record is from RefSeq and is a predicted model, not a curated record. Gene Ontology annotation, cellular component: membrane. Bases 618 to 1598 code for a protein of 326 amino acids. Gene Ontology annotation, molecular function: G protein-coupled receptor activity. NCBI's taxonomy places the organism in Eukaryota, Metazoa, Chordata, Aves, Passeriformes, Viduidae.
GAGCACUUGCAGCACUGUCAGCAUUGCAGUGCCACCAGCAGCUCUCUGCUGCUGGAGGGACAACAACCCCUCAGGGUAGGGAAAUGAGGAAUGGUAGAAACCUGCUGAGAGAGGGAAAGCGUUUGGAGAAUGUCCCAUUCGAAAGAUUGUUUCUUAUCAGGGGGAAAUCAGGAGCCAUUCAAAGAAAUCUGCAAGUCGAGCCACUUCCUCUGUGACAGGAAAAAAAAGUCAAGACAAAUAAAUGAGAGGAAGUCAAAUUCUGACGUAGCCAAAGAUUAAAUUUCCGAUUCACCCGCCAAGCCUUGCGAAACAAUGGCAGGACAGGGAACAGAGAGAGCCAGCAGGACGGGAAUGGGGAGCUCCUGUUGAGCUGGGCACUUUCUCCUUCAUGUCACUGACCUGGGAAGAGCCACUUUAGGACAUGGAUCCCAAAGGAGCAAGAGGUACCAGGAAGCACCGCUGAUCUGCACAGACUCCUUUGCCUGCUGCUGCCCCACAGGGAACAGGGAGCUGCUGAGGAGCUGCGUGGUCCAUCCCUGGAUUCUCCAAGCACUGACUCCCCAUCCACUCUGACCACAGCCAGGGGCCACAUCCCACCGCCUGCCCAGCGUCCAUCCAUGGAGGUGAGCACCGUGUCCCCAUCUCCCACCUCACCGACCGACGGACCUGGUCAGUGUGAGACCAAUGUCUCCAACGUGGCCACAGACCUUGUGACGCUGCUCUUCGGCCUCUGUGGGCUGGUUGGGAACGGGGCUUUCCUCUGGCUCCUCCAAAUUAAUUCCAUCACCGACUUUGUGGCAUUCAACCAGGCCAGCAUCGACUUCCUCUUCCUCAUCUUCAUGGUUCCCUCCACCCUGCUCUUCCUGCUGGCAGAGGUUUCCUGCUCUGCUAAAAUGCCCCCAAUAUAUCUGAGCUUGCUGUCCCAGCUGUCACUGUUCACCUACACCAUGGGGCUCUACCAGCUGAUGUUCAUCAGCAUCGAGAGGUGCAGGUCCAUCCUCUGCCUGUUUUUCUGCACUGGGCAACGUUCUGAGCACCUGCGGUGGGUGGUGAUGAGUGGCCUGUUCUGGGCUUUGUUCUUUGUUGUCACCGCUGUCAAUCCCACAGUGACUUCCCUGUGCCAGUCACACGAGCAGGAGCAAUGCCAGGUGGCUCUCACCUCCAGGUACGCCCUCAACCUUUUCCUAGUUGCUGUACCCCUGCUCAUUUCCAGCACAAUCCUCUUCAUUCAUUUCAAGCCCAGCUCCCAGCAGCAGCAAUACAAGAGGCUCGACAUCGUGAUUGUCCUCGUUGCACUCCUCAGUCUGCCCCUCAGUCUCUGCUCUUUCCUGCAGCAGCUCGGUUACACGGUUGUGCCCUCCCACACGGUUUUCCUGCUCACCUGCAUCACCAGCAGCAUCAAACCCUUCAUCUGCUUCUUGGUGGGGAGCUGGAAGAGAGACUGCUCCAUGGGGAGCUGCUGGAGACACUGCUCCAUGGGAAGCUGCAGGAGGCACUCCUCCAUGCAGUCCCUAGGGAAGGCGCUCCACAGGGUGUUUGAGCAGCCAAAUGAAAACACUGCUCGCAGCAAUGAUCCCAACAUGGACUCAGUGCUCUGACCCUUCCACUGCACUGCUGAGAGACUCUGGGACAGUGGCUGAUGGAUCCCUUGAGUCACCUGAAUAAUAAACAUCUAAAGUGUCA